CAUGUGAGGGAGUUGCGUCGUCGAGGUGUCAGUGUUGGAACAAAAUCAUAUGGCUGUCGUAGUGGUCCCGGUGAAAUGGCGGGUGAUCGAGAACAAUUCCAGCACAUUUUGUCGGCAUUACUGAGUGUAGAUAACAAAAUUCGACAAGAGGCUGAGAACACUUACGACCAGAUUGCGCCGAGCACAAAGUUUCAGUUCCUUUUAAGCAAUGUUGUUGACAAGUCAGCCAGCGAAGAUGCACGGACAAUGGCGGCUGUCCUCCUUAGAAGGCUCCUUACAACAAACUUUGACGAAGUUUUCCCAACUUUACCACAAGAAACACAGGCUCAAGUUCGCUCACAGUUGCUUGCUUCCGUACAGCAGGAGGAAGAUGGAAACAUGCGCAAGAAACUCUGUGAUAUAAUUAGUGAGUUAGCGCAUAACAUGAUUGAUGAUGAAGGCAACAACAUGUGGCCCGAAUUUCUUCAGUUCUUAUUUGAGAGUGCUAGUUCACCCAACAUUAAUCAUAAGGAAAUAGCUCUCACAUUAUUCAGCUUGGUCCCGGGUGUUUUUGGUAAUCAACAACAACAGCAUUUGGGCAUGAUCAAGGCAAUGUUAACAUCCUCCCUAGCAGAUUCUGCAAACCCCCCUGUCCAGGCAUUGGCCGUUAAAGCAACGGCAGCAUUUAUUUUACUCCAUGACAAUGAGCCUAACAUUCAGAAAAAUUUUGCUGAUCUUCUUCCAGCUUUCCUCCAGAUAAUAGCAAAUAGCAUACAAGCUGGUGACGAUGAUGCUCUUCUGAAAUGCUUGGUUGAUCUUGCUGAAAGUUGCCCCAAGUUUUUGCGCCCACAAGUUGAGGCCAUCUUACAACUGGCCAUAAAGGCUCUACCUGAUCCUAGUGUAGGUGAUGCCUGGAAGCAUUUGUUGCUGGAAGUGGUGGUAACAUUGGCAGAGACUGCACCAGCCAUGGUGCGGAAAGCUGGUGCAAAGUACAUGACAACCCUCAUUCCACAGAUGCUCAACAUGAUGACUGACUUAGAGGAUGAGGAAGACUGGAGUAUAAGUGAUGAACAAGCUGAGGAAGAUAAUGACAGCAACUCUGUUGUAGCAGAGUCAUCCCUGGACAGAUUAGCUUGUGGACUUGGAGGAAAGACUGUUCUUCCACACAUAAAUGCAACUCUGUCUCAGAUGUUACAGAGUGAAAACUGGAAAUGUCGACACGCUGCUUUGAUGGCAAUAUCUGCUGUUGGUGAGGGCUGUCACAAACAGAUGGAAAACAUGUUACCUCAGAUAAUGGAUGCUGUUGUCAGAUUUCUGCAUGACAGUCACCCCAGAGUACGUUAUGCAGCUUGUAAUGCCAUUGGUCAGAUGGCUACUGAUUUUGCACCGGUUUUCCAAAAGAAAUUCCAUGAAAUAGUAGUCCCAGGGUUAUUGCAUGUUAUGGAUGACAGUGCAAACCCAAGAGUCCAAGCUCAUGCAGGUGCUGCAUUGGUCAAUUUCUCAGAGGUAUGUCCUAAGAACAUCUUGGCAACCUACCUACCUACGAUCAUUGCAAAGUUGGAAAGUAUCCUUGCUGCCAAGUUCAAGGAGUUGAUGGAAUGUGGCACAAAAUUAGUAUUGGAGCAAGUUGUCACCACCAUUGCUUCAGUAGCAGACACGGCUGAAGAAAAGUUUGAAGAGUACUAUGAUCGUUUUAUUCCCUGCUUGAUGUACAUCAUUGAAAAUGCCAAUUCUCAAGAUUUGAGAUUGCUACGUGGAAAAACGAUUGAGUGUGUGUCCUUGAUUGGCCUUGCUGUUGGUCCUGAUAAGUUCUUAGCUGAUGCUGGCAAGAUGAUGGAUCUUCUACUGAAAGCCCAAACUAAUCAAGAGGAGAUGGCAGAUGAUGACCCCCAAGUAUCUUACCUUAUAUCUGCAUGGGCUCGCAUCUGUAAGAUUAUGGGGAAGCGAUUUGAGCCCUACUUGCCCUUGGUAAUGGGACCCGUUAUCAAGACUGCUUCUUUGAAACCAGAGGUGGCUCUUCUUGAUAAUGAAGAUAUGAAUGCGGUGGAUGGUGAUGACGAGUGGCAGUUUGUAUCUAUUGGGGAACAACAGAACUUCGGCAUCCGCACAGCUGGGUUGGAAGAGAAAGCUACUGCUUGUCAAAUGCUUGUCUGUUAUGCCAGGGAACUCAAAGAUGGUUUUGCAGAUUACACAGAGCAGGUGGUGAAACUUAUGGUGCCUAUGUUAAAGUUUUAUUUCCACGAUGGGGUACGAACUGCUGCCGCUGAAUCUCUUCCAUAUCUCUUGGAGUGUGCAAAAAUAAAGGGACAACAGUAUUUAUCAGAAAUGUGGCAGUACAUGUGUCCUGAGCUGUUAAAGGCCAUUGAAACUGAACAGGAAAGUGAUGUCCUUUCUGAGCAUAUGUAUGCCAUGGCCAAAUGUAUUGAGGUCCUUGGCAUGGGAUGUCUGUCCAAUGAUCAGAUUACUGAAUUGAUUAGAAUUCUUGACAAGUCAUUGAAAGAACACUUUGAGAGGUCUGUCAAGAGACAAGAACAACGAAAGGAUGAAGACUAUGAUGAGGUUGUAGAAGAACAGCUUUUGGACGAAGACGAUGAAGAUGUGUACGUAUUGAGUAAAGUGGCUGACAUCACCCAUGCAUUGUUUGCUGCUUAUGGGCAACACUUCUUCCCAUUCUUUGAUGCCCUCUUGCCUCAUUUUGUCAAAUUACUGGAUUCCAGCAGACCAUGGCCAGAUCAUCAGUGGGGCUUGUGUAUUUUUGAUGAUGUCAUUGAGUAUGGCGGACCAGCAUGUGACAAAUACACAGACCAUUUCUUACAGGCUCUGUUAGGAUUCGUCACAGAUAAACAAGGAGAAGUUCGUCAAGCUGCUGCAUAUGGCUGUGGAGUUUUGGGUCAGUUUGCUGGUCCAGCUUUCGCCCCAGUGUGUGCUCAAGCAAUUCCUUUGCUAGUGCAGGUCAUACAGAGUCCAGAGUCAAGGAAUGAAGUUAAUUUGAACCCAACUGAGAAUGCCAUAGCUGCUGUAACCAAAAUUUUGAAGUACAAUCCAUCAGCAAUAAAUGUAGAUGAGGUUAUUCCAUUAUGGCUCUCAUGGCUACCAGUUUGGGAGGAUACAGAUGAAGCUCCACACGUCUAUGGAUACCUGUGUGACCUUAUUGAUAAAAAUCAUCCUCUGUUUUAGGGCCCCAAUAAUAAUGGUAAUCUGCCCCAGCUUAUGGCUUGUGUUUGCGAGGUAAGUAAAAAGAGUGAUUAG
Messenger RNA from Macrobrachium nipponense, 3228 nucleotides. It is a transcript of the gene Karybeta3, whose product is annotated as importin-5-like. Gene Ontology annotation, biological process: protein import into nucleus. The record is from RefSeq and is a predicted model, not a curated record. The transcript has 17 exons. Lineage: Eukaryota; Metazoa; Arthropoda; Malacostraca; Decapoda; Palaemonidae. Gene Ontology annotation, cellular component: cytoplasm; nucleus. Gene Ontology annotation, molecular function: small GTPase binding; nuclear import signal receptor activity.